GUUUUUCCACGUACGCAUGCGCAGUGAGUGAUUUGUUUUUCCGCAGCACAGCUGCUGGAGAGAGAAACAUGGCGGCGUCCCUGAUCUGCGGCCGGUUGUCCGCUGGACUGAGGAAUUCUGGGUCCAGGACGGCUUUAAGUUCAACAGCUAAGGUAAUUACAGCGAAAUCGGGGCUGUUCGGUAACCAUGGCCACCAGCCGUCUCCGCUGGCGAUGGGGCAGCAGCAGAGGAACCUGUCACUGCACGAAUACCUGAGCAUCGGCUUGCUGAAGGAGGCUGGGAUCUCUGUGCCUGCGGGAAUGGUGGCCAGCUCACCUGAUGAAGCCUACUCCGUCGCCAAACAGAUCGGCUCUAAGGAUCUGGUGGUGAAAGCUCAGGUGUUGGCUGGAGGAAGAGGCAAAGGAACGUUUGAGGGAGGAUUGAAAGGAGGAGUCCGAAUCGUUUACUCGCCAGAGGAAGCGAGGGAAAUCUCCUCAAUGAUGAUCGGUAAGAAGCUGUUCACCAAGCAGACGGGCGAGGCGGGCCGCAUCUGUAACCAGGUGUUCAUCUGUGAGCGCCGUUAUCCCCGCAGAGAGUAUUACUUCGCCAUCACCAUGGAGAGAUCUUUCCAGGGCCCGGUGCUGAUUGGCAGCUCUCAGGGGGGCGUGAACAUAGAGGACGUGGCAGCUGAGAAUCCAGACGCCAUCGUGAAAGAGCCCAUCGACAUCGUAGAGGGCAUCAAGAUGGAUCAAGCCAUAAAGGUUGCUAAGAAAAUGGGUUUCCCAGAGGCUUUGGUGAACGAAGCAGCCGAGAACAUGAUCAAACUCUACGACCUUUUUAUCAAAUACGACGCAUCUAUGGUGGAAAUCAACCCUAUGGUGGAAGACUCCUCUGGCAUUGUGAUGUGCAUGGACGCUAAGAUCAACUUUGACUCCAACGCCGCAUACAGACAGAAGAAAGUGUUCGACUUGCAGGACUGGAGUCAGGAGGACAUACGAGACAGAGAGGCAGCUAAAGCCGAUCUGAACUACAUCGGCCUGGACGGCACCAUCGGCUGCCUGGUCAACGGAGCCGGUCUCGCCAUGGCAACCAUGGACAUCAUUAAACUCCACGGCGGGACGCCUGCCAACUUCCUUGACGUAGGAGGCGGAGCCACGGCACAUCAAGUGACGGAAGCCUUCAAGCUCAUCACCUCGGACAAAAAGGUGCAGGCCAUCCUCGUCAACAUUUUUGGCGGCAUCAUGAGGUGUGACGUCAUCGCUCAGGGCAUCAUCAUGGCCGUCAGGGACUUAGAUCUGAAAAUCCCCAUCGUAGUGCGGUUACAAGGAACAAGAGUGGAUGACGCAAAGGCUCUUAUCGCUGCUAGUCCUCUGAAGAUCCUGGCCUGUGAUGACCUAGAUGAGGCGGCUAAGAUGGUUGUAAAGCUUUCUGAAAUCGUUUCAUUGGCCAAAGAGGCUCAAGUGGAUGUAAAGUUCCAGCUGCCCAUCUAAAGAACUCCAAAUCUAUGAACUACAAAACUCCAUGAACUGACUUGACCCAGUCCCACAUUUCACAUCCCACUCCUCCACUGUGUUCUGCUACUUUCUGAAAUCCUCUACAUGUUCGUCAUAACGGUGCUUCAGCGCUUAGAUAUGAGAUACGCUCUUAUCACGCAUUGUCUGGGUUUGUUGUUUAGGUCAGGUCAAUGUUACUACCUGUUCUUUACCCUCGUUUAUUUAGUUAAUGUUUUGGUGGUGUUUUUUUUUUUUUUUUUUUGAAGAUGUGGACCUAUUUAUGUGGGACUGUAUUUAUAUGGAAGGAUGCUGAGGUGAAGCAAGCUGGACGUAGAAUAUGUUUAAAACAUAUACAGGUAUCUCUAGAGUCUGAUUUAAAAAAAAAUCUCCCGGCAUGCGUUGUUGGAGAAGAGCCUCAUUUUCUGCUUCAGUCAGUGUUUUCUGAAGAGCACGUCACCGUUUCCUACCCCCUUCAAACGCACAAACCACUUCUCUGGGGAAUCUCUGUAAUCUUACUGUGUGUUCUUUUGGCUCUGUAUGAAGAACUGCUGGUUAGCAGGAGGGAAUGAAUAAAAUAAGAAAGGAAAAAUAAAGUUUUUGAUAAUUAUGA
Molecule: messenger RNA, 2082 nt
Organism: Ictalurus punctatus (channel catfish)
Lineage: Eukaryota; Metazoa; Chordata; Actinopteri; Siluriformes; Ictaluridae
Gene: sucla2
Product: succinate-CoA ligase ADP-forming subunit beta
Exons: 11
Coding region: 69-1469 (466 amino acids)
Biological process (GO): tricarboxylic acid cycle; succinyl-CoA metabolic process
Cellular component (GO): succinate-CoA ligase complex; mitochondrion
Molecular function (GO): succinate-CoA ligase (ADP-forming) activity; ATP binding; metal ion binding
Source: RefSeq, a predicted model, not a curated record